AUGGCCCCCCAGCUGUGGGAGCCAGGACCAGCAGACGGUGGCAGACCCCCCUCUCUCCCCACAGAUAAUGCCAUGGAGGGGGGGGCUCAGCAGAGCAGCCUCUGGGAGCCCCCCGAGCAGGAUGGGGCUCCUGGUGAGCGGGAUGGGGGCGAGGGGCCACCCGAGGUCAAGCGCUCCCAACCCCUCUUCAUCCACGGCAGCAGGGGCAGCCCCUCCAACUCCCCCAUCCUGAGCAGCCCGGCCCUGGGACAGGCACCCCCUCGUGAGGGCACCCACGUGGUGAAGGUGUUCGGUGAGGACGGCGCCUGCCGGUCUCUGGAGGCGUCAGCGGCCACCACGGCGCGGCAGCUCUGCGACACCCUGGUGCGCAGGACGCGGGCGCUGCACGACCACAGCUGGGCCCUGGUGGAGCUGCACCAGCACCUGGCGCUGGAACGCUGCCUGGAGGAUCACGAGUCGGUGGUGGAGGUGCAGAGCUCCUGGGCCCCGGGUGCCGACAGCCGCUUCGUGUUCCGCAAGAACUUCGCCAAGUAUGAGCUCUUCAAGAGCAACGCGCAGUCGCUGUUCCCCGAGGUGAUGGUGUCCAGCUGCCUGGAGGCCAACAAGAGCAUGGCACACUCCGAGCUCAUCCAGAACUUCCUCAACUCUGGGAGCUGCCCUGAGGUCCAGGGCUUCCUGCAGCUGCGGGAGGCAGGGCGCAAGGUCUGGAAGCGUUUCCACUUCUCCCUGCGCCGCUCGGGGCUCUACUACUCCACCAAGGGCACCUCCAAGGACCCCCGGCACCUCCAGUACUUCGCUGACCUCACCGAGUCCAACAUCUACUACGUGACGCAGGGCAAGAAGCUCUACGGGACGCCCACCGAGUUUGGCUUCUGCAUCAAGCCCCACAAGGUGCGGAGCGGCGUGAAGGGCCUGAAGCUGCUCUGCAGCGAGGAUGAGCAGAGCCGCAGCUGCUGGAUGGCCGCCUUCCGCCUCUUCAAGUACGGGAUGCAGCUCUACCGUAACUACCAGCAAGCGCAGGCACGACUGAGCCAACCCCCCUGGAUCGGCCCCACCCCCCUGCGAAGCGUCUCGGACAAUGCCCUGGUGGCCAUGGACUUCUCGGGGUGCACAGGCCGGGUGAUUGAGAACCCCAAUGAGGUGCUGACUGCAGCCCUGGAGGAGGCACAGGCCUGGAGGAAGAAGACGACUCACCGGUACAGCCUGCCCGCAGCCUGCCACAGCUCCCCGCUCAGUGCUGCCAUCCACCGCACCCAGCCCUGGUUCCACGGGCGCAUCUCCCGGGAGGACACCCAGCAGCUCAUCGGCCGCCAGGGCUUGGUGGACGGGGUCUUCCUGGUGCGGGAGAGCCAGCGGAACCCCAAGGGCUUCGUGCUGUCCCUGUGCCACCUGCAGCGCAUCAAACACUACCUCAUCCUGCCGAGCGAGGAGGAGGGGCGGCUCUACUUCACCAUGGACGAUGGGCAGACGCGCUUUGCCGACCUGAUCCAGCUCGUGGAGUUCCACCAGAUCAACCGCGGCAUCCUGCCCUGCAAGCUGCGGCACUACUGCACCUGUGUGGCCCUCUGAGCACCCACCGGGAGGGUUUGGCACAGCCUGGCAAGGCCAGCAUGGCAGGGUUUGGCUCAGUCUGGCACUGCCGGCGUGGCUCGGCACAGUCUGGCACUGCUGGCAUUCUCUGGCUCAGUCUCACUGCUGAAGUAGCACGGCUUGAUGCAGCCCAGCACCACCAGCAUGGAAUGGUUUGGCACAGCCUGGCACCACUGGGAUUGUUCGGCACAGCCUGGCC
Ficedula albicollis (Collared flycatcher) is the source of this 1789-nucleotide messenger RNA. It is a transcript of the gene GRB7, whose product is annotated as growth factor receptor bound protein 7. The transcript is spliced from 14 exons. The coding region runs from base 1 to 1569 and encodes 522 amino acids. Gene Ontology annotation, biological process: signal transduction. The record is from RefSeq and is a predicted model, not a curated record. NCBI's taxonomy places the organism in Eukaryota, Metazoa, Chordata, Aves, Passeriformes, Muscicapidae.